GUCACAUGGUCCAUUUAUAGCCCAGUUUGCCUGCACGCUGCCAGGUCAGUGCCUAUACGUCCAGUCAGUCCCAUGCAGAGCUGUGUUAGCCCAGGAGGGACCACGGCCACGGGGGGUCAGGGAGGACAGCCAGGCACGAUUCCUUCGGGACAGGGGGUGGUAGGUGGUGGGAGGCGGCUGUGAUGCUGUAAGGGGGGCUGAUGGAUGUGUGACGCUGGCGAAUUGCAGCAAUUAUCAAACUGUACGUGCGGAGAGACCAGCCAGGACGCACUGGAUACAGCAGAUUUGGGGAGGGAAGGCAAAGUGGAGGCAGGGGGUGGGGGGAUACGACAGAGGUAGAAAAAAAAGAAAGAAAAACAUCAACAGGGAGUUGGAUGGAUUCAAGGGGACAGAGAGCAGGAGACCGGCUCUAGAAACAUCAAGGGUCCCAUCAAGUGGUCUGGUGUCUGCACCAAAUCAGCUUCAGGGAUGUAGUCGAAGCGGUUUAGAGCUCAGCCCAUACGAGCUCAUCAUCAUGAAGAAACACUCCGCAAGGGUUGCCCCGUUGUCCGCCUGCAACAGUCCGGUGCUCACCCUCACCAAAGUGGAAGGAGAAGACCGCACCAGGGAGAAUGUGGUGGGAACCACCGACACACAGACGGCUGGUGGAGCGGCAGGAGCGGAGCCUGGCUCCAACAGACGGAGGCUCCACUGCUGCAUCAGAGUAACAACUGUACAAGUGCGGAAGGCCCUGUGGGGAGUCGCUAUGGUGAUGUGUGUGUGCUCAUCCUGGGCAGGCUCCACCCAGCUGGCCAAACUGACCUUUAAGCAGUUUGAUGCCCCCUUCACCCUCACCUGGUUCGCCACCACUUGGAACUGCCUCUUCUUUCCCCUCUAUUACAUUGGCCACCUGUGCAAGAGUCCAGAGAGGCAAACGCCCAGACAAAGAUUCAGGGAGUGCUGUAGAUUUUUCGGAGACGACGGGCUGACCCCCAAGGUGUUUUUCACCAAGGUGGCUCCAUUUGGCCUGCUGUGGAUCCUCACCAACUACCUGUACCUGCAGGCCCUCAGGAAGAUCAACACAACAGACGUGUCGGCGCUUUUCUGUUGUAACAAAGCCUUCGUCUUCUUACUCUCUUGGAUUGUACUGAGAGACCGCUUCAUGGGGGUCAGGAUAGUAGCUGCUAUCUUGGCUAUAGCAGGCAUCGUAAUGAUGACCUAUGCUGAUGGAUUCCACAGCCACUCAGUCAUCGGCAUUACUUUGGUCGUGGCCUCUGCUUCGAUGUCAGCGCUCUACAAGGUGCUCUUCAAGAUGGUCCUGGGCAGUGCCAAAUUUGGAGAGGCUGCACUCUUUCUGAGCAUUGUUGGAAGUGCCAACUUUGUUUUCAUCAGCUUUGUGCCGGUCAUCCUGUACUUUACACACGUGGAGUACAUUGGCUCACCUGAAGACAUCCCCUGGGCCUACCUCUGUGGGGUUGCAGGCCUGCUUUUUGCUUUCAACAUCCUUGUGAACUUUGGCAUUGCGAUUACGUACCCAACAUUAAUCUCCCUCGGCAUCGUCCUAAGUGUUCCUGUAAAUGCCAUGGUGGACCUCUAUACAUGUGAAAUUCAUUUCAACACAGUGCGCCUGAUUGCUGUGUUCAUCAUUUGCCUGGGCUUCCUCAUGCUGCUGUUACCGGAGGACUGGGACCAGUGUAUCAUCCAGCUCAGCACCAAGCUGCGCAAACGUGAUGAACCAGCAGAGGGCAGCGGAGAGGCAGGCGCUACGACAGGGCUCAACUGGAGAGGGAGAGCCAGGACCUCCAUGUCAACAUUUGCACAUUGACUCCAUGAAAUAUCACCAUGCAAACACACACACAGACACAGGGAGGUAGACACAUUAACACCUUUCAGUGUCAAUGUUGGGACAUUCGAUCCUACUGGUGCCCUGCCCUCUCUUACACACAAAGUAUUUGGGACUGCUUUCUAAUCAGUAACAUUUAAGCAAAGAGGGAAGAUACAAGAAACGUAGAUUGCAUAUCAUUCAUUUGGAGUCUAUCCCACUCAGAAGUUUUCCGAAUUGGUGCAUAGACUCAUAUCAAUUGUAAUCCUUCUUACCCAAAAAAUUAUCAGGUAUAACUGAUUGAGUCAUAUAUUAAUUUUGAUGUACCUCUUAAUCAUUCCAUCGGCUCACCACAUCCUUGCGCCUGGGAAGACCUGCCAACUUGCCUGAUUUUUCAGUUCUGUGGAGAAAGACAGACUUUUUCAAGGAACACCUUGUGGACUUGCUGGCUUUAACAUAUACACAUUUACACACAUUUAAGAUCCAAAGAAGAAUGCCUAAAAAUGCUGAAUGCCUGAAAACAAAAGGGAGGCCCACAGUGGCAUCCCUCAGGUGUAAACUUAUGACAAAUACCUGCCUUUCGUGCACUGUACAUAGCUGUAUUUCACACCUUGGAUGUCCUGGAGCUGUGGACCCAGUGGGCUCAUCUGGUGUGAAGGGACCUGUCUGGAUAUGUGAGGAUCAGUUGGAGCUGAAGAAGCUUUCACAAUGCCUCACUCUGUUCAUCUUGAGAAAAGAGGUCAGGUCCUUUUUGACCACACUGAUUGGCCGCAUGUGGUUAUGUGCUUUCCUGGGGCUAAACUCCCACUCUGUCAGUACUGACACCCAUUGCUCAGGCCCACAGUUCAGUCACAAGAGAUCAGAAACCAGUAUCUCACCAGUAUUGCAUAAGUUUUCAAUGCAUGAGAUGGUUGAGAUUUAUUUGUCAAAAAGUCCUGAGAGCUGUCAGUCCAUCCAUAAAGCAUUUGCCUCACAUUUUCUGUUGCUGAGACACUGGCAGCAGACACUAUUAACAUUUUAUUAUCCAGGCAAUGCAGGUAAUACACGUAUUUCCAUGUAUUGUCAUUCAAAUAAUAUUAAACUUUCACAAUUAAUGCUUCAGGUAUCCCAAUGUUUGGAUGGACUAAAAGAACUAACAGCUUAUAAUAAGACAUGAAAACUUGGAACUACCCCUUUAAUAACUUUGAACAUCAAACAUAGCUAUCACUGAGCCUCCCUUUUUGAAUUCCUAUCACACUCAACUUUCUAGACUCAUAUGCACACAAACUAAUUUGCGACAGUUCUCAGUUAAAUUGUUUUAUUUCUGGAGAAAACAACAGUAGAUGGAAACUGUCUCACUGUGGCUUGAGGAGACAUGUGUUGACACAUGAGAGUGGCUCACAUUUGUCCAGCUCUGCUCGCUGUCAAAGUCUCACUGUAUUUGUUUUCAUUUAUCACAUCUCAUGAGGCAAGUUAAUUACCGAGAUGAACCUGUGAGUGACUGAGGCACGCGCCUUGUAAAGCGACUGGUGGAAACUCUGCCUUGUUGUGAAUGUAUGAACAUCACUCGACCACACAUGCUCAGCUACGUGCUAUCUGUUUUUUUACAGUGCCACCACAGACUGCUACAGAGAGACUCUUUAAUACUAUCCUUCUUGUACUCAUCUGACUGAGUUGCAUUUUUUUGAACAAACUCUUGACGCAUUGGACAGACUUUUUAUAUUUUUGCAUUUGGUUGCUGACUAACCUUAAGAAACAAUGACAGCUACAGGAUGAGCAUGCACAUACUGUAUAAGCAGAUACAGCUGACAAGUCCACUUCACUGCCUUUUCUUUGUUUUGCAAUAGAGUACAUUAGCACUGUUUCCCAUUGUCAUUCUCUAUGACAAUAAAUAAUAAUAUUGUAUUCCUCUGGAAUUAUUGCUAGACAUAAAUGUAAACCUUUGUAAGGAAUGAAGAUUUUUACACUGAGAUGCAACAUAUGAUUAUCACAUUUGAGGAAGAAAUAUUUAGAAAGUGAAUAAAUGAUGGGUUUAUUAGAUCUACUUUUGGGUGUCUUCAAGUGUAAUCACAUGUACUAUAUAAAAGAUUUCUUUUCAA
Molecule: messenger RNA, 3879 nt
Organism: Lates calcarifer (barramundi perch)
Lineage: Eukaryota; Metazoa; Chordata; Actinopteri; Centropomidae
Gene: slc35f3b
Product: solute carrier family 35 member F3b
Exons: 7
Coding region: 515-1804 (429 amino acids)
Biological process (GO): transmembrane transport
Cellular component (GO): membrane
Molecular function (GO): transmembrane transporter activity
Source: RefSeq, a predicted model, not a curated record